Molecule: messenger RNA, 558 nt
Organism: Botrytis fragariae
Lineage: Eukaryota; Fungi; Ascomycota; Leotiomycetes; Helotiales; Sclerotiniaceae
Exons: 1
Coding region: 1-558 (185 amino acids)
Source: RefSeq, a predicted model, not a curated record
AUGUCAUCUGUUGAUCCUCGUCCCGCAACCCACCCACCUUCCAACGAACCUUCCCCUCACCGUGGUCGUAAACGUCGCCGCUCUUCUGCUGCUUCUCCACCACCCAUCACAACCAGUACAUCCACGAAUUUUAGAGGUCGAGUUCGUUAUCGAUCACCCCAGACGUCUCAUUUAACAACCUCCUCACCAUUGUCAUUAUCCUCACCCCUCAACCCCAAAUCCACAAACGCAAACGCAAACGCAAACGAAACCAUGACAUCCCUUACAGCCACAGCCCCUAAAACCAAAUACCAAAAGACUCACGCUACAGCUACAACAACGACAACAACAACAACUCCCUCCCCAUCAUCAUCUCUCCUUCUUUGCUCUCCGCGCUCAAAAACCCGGAGAGGUCAAUCACCCUCCCGUUCUCGUAGCAAGGGCCAUUCAGCUGACAAGGAGGUUCCAAGGAGAAGACAGAGAACAAGAAGUAGGAGUCGAUCUCAUAGGGUUGCGAUUGAUGAGAAGGAUAGCAGCAAGGGAAAAAUGAAAGCUUUAUCAGAGACAGAAAGAGCUUGA